Messenger RNA from Lachancea dasiensis, 486 nucleotides. Lineage: Eukaryota; Fungi; Ascomycota; Saccharomycetes; Saccharomycetales; Saccharomycetaceae. The record is from the annotation of a GenBank genome assembly.
AUGGGAGAAGAAGUGAGCGGCAAGCUUUCAAGCCGCGUGCUGAACAUGAAGUUCAUGCGACAAGCGGACAAUGCGGCAGAGGCGCUUAAGGUAGAAGAAGAAAAACGGCAGUUGGUGGACUCUAGCGAGUGGAAAAUCCCAGGUAAUGAGUCAAUAAAAGCACGCCUGCAACCAAGCUGGACGAGUGUGGGGGCCACCGAGCUUUUAGAGCAAUCACAGCCGGUUGCUGCUCUUGGCAGACGAAAAAUGGGAGCACCUGAGAAGAGGGAGGAAGAGAAGGACAAAGAAGAGUUAGAAGCUCUCGAAACGCUGUGGCAAAAUCAAAAACGUCAACGAGAGCCUGAGGGUCUAGAUAACUCUGAAGACAACAGUGUGUCAAAAGCCGACGAAUCUGGAACGAUCAGCAAGGGAAAGGGAAAUGGACAGGGAAAAGGAGCUUCCCAUGCUCGCAGAAAGCGCGCGAAAUCAGAAAAGGAGGCUCUUUGA